AUGCGGGAAAUCGUGCACAUCCAGAUUGGCCAGUGUGGCAACCAAAUUGGAUCCAAGUUCUGGGAGGUGAUCGGAGAAGAACAUGGGAUUGACUGUGCUGGGAGCGACCGCGGGGCUUCUGCUCUGCAACUGGAGAGAAUCAGCGUGUACUACAACGAAGCCUACGGUAAGAAGUAUGUGCCCCGAGCUGUCCUUGUGGACCUGGAACCCGGGACGAUGGACAGCAUCCGAUCCAGCAGAUUAGGAGCUCUCUUUCAGCCUGACAGUUUUGUUCAUGGUAACUCAGGAGCUGGUAACAACUGGGCCAAGGGUCACUACACAGAGGGAGCAGAGCUGAUCGAGAAUGUCAUGGAUGUGGUGAGGAGGGAGAGUGAGAGCUGCGACUGCCUACAGGGUUUCCAGAUCGUGCACUCUCUGGGUGGGGGCACUGGCUCAGGCAUGGGCACCUUGCUCAUGAACAAGAUCAGAGAGGAAUACCCAGAUCGGAUCCUGAAUUCCUUUAGCGUCAUGCCAUCCCCCAAGGUGUCGGACACGGUGGUAGAGCCCUACAACGCUGUGCUGUCCAUUCACCAGCUGAUUGAGAACACAGAUGCCUGUUUCUGCAUCGACAAUGAGGCACUCUAUGACAUUUGCUUCCGCACCCUGAGGCUGACGACACCCACCUAUGGGGAUCUCAACCACCUGGUGUCCUUGACCAUGAGUGGCAUCACUACCUCCCUUCGCUUUCCUGGCCAGCUCAAUGCAGACCUGCGCAAGCUGGCAGUGAAUAUGGUGCCCUUUCCUCGUCUUCAUUUCUUCAUGCCUGGCUUCGCUCCACUCACGGCCCAGGGUAGCCAGCAGUACCGAGCCCUCUCAGUGGCUGAGCUCACCCAACAGAUGUUUGAUGCCCGCAACAUCAUGGCUGCCUGUGACCCUCGCCGUGGUCGCUACCUGACUGUGGCCUGCAUCUUCAGGGGUAAGAUGUCCACUAAGGAAGUGGACCAACAGCUGCUGUCCGUGCAGACAAGGAACAGCAACUGCUUCGUGGAAUGGAUUCCCAACAAUGUCAAGGUGGCCGUGUGUGACAUCCCACCCCGGGGGCUGAACAUGGCAGCCACCUUCCUAGGUAACAAUACAGCUAUCCAAGAGCUCUUCACCAGGGUCUCCGAGCACUUCUCAGCCAUGUUCAGAAGGAGAGCCUUUGUGCACUGGUACACCAGCGAAGGGAUGGACGUAAGUGAAUUUGGGGAAGCUGAGGGUGACAUCCACGACCUGGUGUCUGAGUACCAACAAUUUCAAGAUGUCAAAGCAGAGCUGGAGGGAGGUGAAGAGGACAGGGAAGAGGAGGCAGAAACAGAGACAGAAGAUAAAGAACAUUAGCCAGGAGAGAAGCUAUAGGGCAGCCAUUUUUCAGAAAUUUCUCCAAAGAUUUGUGGCUGUCCUGAAGUCCUUGGCACAACCAAGGGGGAGGAUUACAGGCAUAUGUGGUGGUGAUGGUUGGGAGUGGCAGGGCCUUUACUCACAGUUACUAGCCAGGGCUCGACAGCCAUUGCAUGAUUUUCUUCUUCUUUUUAAAUAGCAAGUGAAUCUACUGUCGUGAGCCCCAUUUACUUCUCACUAACUGUAGGUAGACAUCCAGAUGAAGUGUGUGAGUCUGCCAGGAGCCCUUUGCAGCUGAUGGCCCCUCUUCAACCCUUUAGCAGCACUGCUGGGUGCCAAUAACUAGAGCAUCUAAGAUGCCUCACCGAGUCCCUCUUUCACAAAGCCAGCAAAGCCGGGUGUCUGAAGAGUGUGUGGGAGGUUCAGGGCCAAGGGAAGUGUGAGUCCGCCUCCAUGAUUGCACUGUGUAGACCUUAUGUACUAGUCGACAGGCUGACUGGGAAAAGACAAAGGGAAGCAAGAAAAGCCACGUCUCUCCUCUCGGCUCCCACCGUCCAAAAGACCAGCAAAAGCAAAGCAUUCCAGUCCUUGGACCUUUGUUUCCCAGGAACUGGCUUCCGACGUAUUUCUGUGUUUUAAGGUUCUUAUUAGAGCUAGAUGCCAGUAAUUCACUAAUGACUGUCCCUGGUUUCCUCUUAAAGGCUGUUUGUAGACGCCCUUUUCAUUUCCCCUCAGCAAUCACCCCUGAAGCUCCCGUACAGCCUCUCCAUUUUCUGGGAAAGGGCACGAGGCAUGCUCAGCAACCAUUUGAAUGCAGGAAUGUAGCCGCAAUGCCGCAGUGUCCUCCUUGGUGACAGAGGACAUGGUCUCAUUAGGGAACUUUUAUAGUUCAGAUUAAUUUGCAGAAGUUGCCAUAGACACUUGCAGGAUGACACAGCUUUAACCAUUGCACGGCUGUAAUCUCACAUCACAACAGGACUGAGCACACAGGAGCCAAAUCACCCACUCGUAACCUCUUGAUUAUAGUGUGCCUAGGUCUGAGGUGCAUGGGGUCUUAACGGUCUGCUGGAAUCAUCGAGGAGCUCCUUGACCUCUCCAAAGGGAGUUAUUUGCAUGAAACUGAGUUCUAGUGUCUUAGUUUGUCCCCAUGAUGCUAGUGAUGGAACCCAGGGCCUUGGGGGUAUGCUAGACAAGUGUUCUGUCACCAGCUCUAAAGUGGCAGGUGGAUGGCACUCUCCUCAUAUAUGCCCUGUGAGGAAAUAAUUACAAUUCAUAUCUAGAGAAAAUCAAGCCCCAUUGUUGGUAUGACUGACCAGGCUCCUGUUUAUAUAAUCAAAAAAGCACAAAGUAUUUUAAAUACUUUCCACUUUGGUAUGGAUGGAGAAGCACUAGCUGUA
Messenger RNA from Peromyscus californicus insignis, 2756 nucleotides. It is a transcript of the gene Tubb1, whose product is annotated as tubulin beta 1 class VI. Gene Ontology annotation, biological process: microtubule cytoskeleton organization; mitotic cell cycle. Bases 1 to 1359 code for a protein of 452 amino acids. Gene Ontology annotation, cellular component: cytoplasm; microtubule. Gene Ontology annotation, molecular function: GTP binding; GTPase activity; structural constituent of cytoskeleton. The transcript is spliced from 4 exons. NCBI's taxonomy places the organism in Eukaryota, Metazoa, Chordata, Mammalia, Rodentia, Cricetidae. The record is from RefSeq and is a predicted model, not a curated record.